Messenger RNA from Anarrhichthys ocellatus (wolf-eel), 5944 nucleotides. RefSeq names its product altered inheritance of mitochondria protein 21. Gene Ontology annotation, molecular function: cysteine-type deubiquitinase activity. The coding region runs from base 2367 to 4586 and encodes 739 amino acids. NCBI's taxonomy places the organism in Eukaryota, Metazoa, Chordata, Actinopteri, Perciformes, Anarhichadidae. The record is from RefSeq and is a predicted model, not a curated record. Gene Ontology annotation, cellular component: cytoplasm. Gene Ontology annotation, biological process: protein linear deubiquitination. The transcript has 12 exons.
UGUUGGCCCUUUGCUAAAUGUGUCCUUUAAAUGAAUAUACAAAAAAACAGUCAUAAAGCCACGAGGUAGACUUAUAUUUGAUAUUAUCAGAUCAGGUUGGCAGAAUCUAACAAGCAAACCCACUGACUACCAGACUAUUUAGUAUGCCAGAACAAGAUUUAAUAUGCCAAAAAGUCCAGCCAUGUUAAGAGGAAGUAUGUCCUAAAUGAAUGCAUACUACAUGCAACAGUUCAUUCUCUGUAAGCAGCUGCGUUAUGUACAAAAAGAAAAAGUAUGCGAUUUUAAACGCAUCUUUUGUUUCAGAGUCUCAAACUGUUGGAACCACACUAAAUCCGUCUGACAUACUAUAUGUUAUGGUAGUACAGGUAUUGGAACGAACAGUGUAUUAAAACACGUCAUCCACUGUCGUCUCAUGCGCGGACUCGCAGCGCACCUGCGCAAGAUUGACACCUGUAGAUAUAGUUUUUGCUUUAGUAAAAUCUGGUUUCUGUUUACUUCAAUUCAUCGAGGAUUUACUCUGGUUUCGGAUUCUCUGUCCGCCGUGCAGACAUGAGAGAAAACAAACAUGUUUCCCUCAAGAACUCAAGGCAACACGCGGUGAGUUUGAUUCAUACAUGUUCGUUUAGUGUCUUUAGAUAUUGAAACAGGAAACAUUAGAGACGCAUUGUCUCUGUGAAGGGAUAGAAGUCUCAGCUGUCGUGAGUACUGCAGAGACAGCUGGAGUGAAAUUUGGAUACUCUCUGUAAUAAACAGUCAAUUUAUUUGCGUGCUUCUUUUCUCCUAAAGUGGCCACCAUUCUCCCCUCGAUAUUAUGUGGCAGUGUCUAAUUGUUUGGUACUUUCUGUCAUUUGCUUUUCAACCAAUUCAUUUUAGCUGAAUGUCACAAUUCUUCUGAGUUGAUUGGAGGUUAAUUCACAUCACCUGUUGCUGCGGAGAAUUAAUGCAGACCUCAUUCUAGCAGAUUAGUCCAGGAACUGGUCUACGGGCUCUGUCGAGACUUCUUUGCUGUCUCUUGCUGUUCUGGUUGUGGGUGAUUUUGAGCAGUCUGAAUCCUAGUUUGGGUAAAUGUUAAAGAACACAUUUCCACUUUGUUACCUGCUGCAUCAGGGCAGGUGUCGGUGAUAUACGUGCAAGAGUUUGUCUAUUGGUAUAUUUUCAUUAAAACCCUUUUUAUACACAUUUCUUCAUGAUUAGAGGAUUCUUUCAUUAUUAUUAAGGAGGUAUGUUUUCAUUGUGAAGGCAUUUGAGAGGUUUGUUUCUCCAAGUAAUUAUUUCUGUGUUAUGAGUUUUGUUAACUGGUUCUCAGUUUCUUGUUUCUUCCCGAUCAGCUUAAAUCAGUACCACCACAAUUAAAUUAUUUGGUAAUAACAAUAAAAACAAGUUAUUAUUGUACUAUACACUCAAUCAUAAUCAAAUUGUCGUCAAUGAACUUUUUCACCAACCAAAUCAAUCCAUUAAACUGUUUCCGCAUUAAUGUUUUGAUUAUGUAAAAAAAAAAAAAAAACACCAGGCUUAACGUGAAGUUUCCUAGCGGCACCUGAACGCAGCAAAGCCCCUUUUGGCGCACAUGAGUAUGACGUCAUGCGCUUGGACCGAGCCGUGACCUGCUGCUCCCGCUAUGCUAGGGGUCCGUAGCGACAGAUGUUCCGCUUAAAACACAGUAAAUACCCGUUAUUUGUGAAAUGUGGCGCGUUAAACGGUAACAGUUUAGUCACUAUAGAAGGUAACCAGCGUGGCAGCAGCGAUUCUCACGAGCGACGAUCGCUAACUGAAAGUGAAACAGAAAAUCGGAGCUACAUACGUUGUUGCGAACUUGCGGAGUUCGCCCUUAAAUAAACUCGAUCGAGGUACGUUUGUUUUUGUCGUUGUUAAAAUGGGAGUGACGGUUGUAUUCGCUGUCAUUGUCGCUACUUCCUUGUGUUGCGUUAACGUUAAUAAUGGGGUGUAGCUACGAUUUAAGCUGUUACUGUACAUUUAUACUGUAAACACGUAGCAGGUGUUGCACCAAAGUCAGCUGUAAUGCCUCUCCAAACAUAGAUAGUGUUUUAUUAGUUUAGUAUUUAAAUUAGACCGUUUGACAGAUGUGAACCAAGUGCAUGUGACCACAUAGCACAUCUGUUAUAAUACAGUAUUUGAUUGAUGACAAUGGGCUCCAGCUAAACAUCAGGACAGUUUAUAGACUGGUUGACAUAAUUGAUUGUAACACCUGUUCUAUCACACAGUGAGGAGUGUUUUUAUUCUUCAUUAUCGUCUCUAUAACAAGACAUAAACAUGGUUUCUUCUUGGCUCUAGCAGCGGCUUGACUCUCCUCAUCAUGGACCCCUGAAAUCUUCAGGCUUCAGCGACUCAUCAGAGGGAGCGAGCAGAUGGGGAACAUUUGCUGUCCCCCUGAGAAUCCCUGUGGAAAUGCGGAGGAAAGAAGUGUUUUGCUGAAGGAUGACUCGAAGGCCAUGGUGCCCGCAGGGGGAACCAUUGUGGGGGGCACCUGUGGCCCUGGAGGAGAUGAAGACUUAAGAAAACUGCCCGAUGAGGCCGAUAUAAAGGUGGAACAGGCUGUGCAGGUGAAGCAGAGUACCGGGAUUGCAGAGACGGAGCCCAAUAACACUCGUGAGAACGGACCCUUGCAGAAGGAGGUCAUGCAAACGGCAGCGCCGUCUCCCAGCAAAGGGUCUGAUCUCAAAGAAAACUCUGUCGGAGUACAAGAUGAAGAUAUGAAGGACCGUCCUGCAGACAUUAGACAGGCUGAACCCAUGCAAUGCACUUUAAACUCUCUGCAGGAGCAUGCCAGGGCUGAUUGGGUGGUUGUUACUGCAACAAAUGCGGCAACAGAAGAAGAAAAUCCAGUCUCAGAGGAGGACAAAAUCCCUGACAGCAGCUCACCAACAAUAGAGGCCGUUUGCCCUGAAAAACCUGCUGAGACUAACGCAACAAGAGAGCUCAUUACAGUGGACAAUACCACUGAUAAUGAUGAUGAAGCAGAAGAAUCCAAAGUCACUACUGAAAACAGUGUAGCUGAGCCGUCGGGGGAGGUUUCUCACAACAAUGAAGUGAUAUCUGUGCCGAACCCUCGGCCCUCUGCAGCAGCUGGUCAGACGUCGUCCGGUCUGGAGAACGACGAAGAGUCUCCGAGCUGUGCUGUGACGGAGGAUUCAGACGACGGCAGUUCUUCAGUGAGCAUGGAGGGCGGUCCUGAAGUCCUAAAAAGCCACGAGGUCUGCGACUCUCCUCCUGGAGCGGAGCCCACGGGACUCGACCACAGCGGCGUGGAACGAGACUCCACCAACUGUGUCAGGGAGCCAGAGACCACAGCGCCGGCAGACGCCAGCGAGAGCUCAAAGACUGAUCAGGAUGCAGAGCCAGAUGUUGAGUGUUCAACUACGAGCUCAAAGGAGGUCACUUCCUUGGAGAACACCAAACAGGAAAUUGAAGAGGAAAUGAUGGUGAAAGGGCAGGACACAGAAGAAGAUGUUCCCAAAGUUGAGGAGGAUGAGAUUAAGGAGGAGGCAGAGGCAGAGACUGGAAAAGAUGCUGAGAUUCGGGAGGUAACUGGAAAAGAGGAGCAGCCGGCAGUGAGCUCGUCCCCGGAUGUAAACGCUGGUGAGAAACCCGUGAGAAAGGAGGAAGACUCUGCUGAAGAAGGCACGGGGAACAGUGAAGAAGACCUUUACAGAGGAGCCGAGGAGCUGUCGGCAUCACAACACGAUAAACCAGAAACUACAGUGUUAAAGGUGGAGGACAGGUGCAGUUUGGGUCCAGUGGUGGAGAUUCUGUCUUACAGUGAGAGAGAGUGGAAAGGGAACACUGCCAAAAGUGCUCUCAUUAGAAAGGGUUACAGAGAGAUGUCCCAGAGGUUUGGCUGCGUGAGGAGGGUGAGGGGCGAUAACUACUGUGCCCUCAGAGCCACCCUGUUCCAGCUGCUCUCCCACAGCACCCAGCUGCCCGCAUGGCUGCAGGAGCAGGAUGUGAACAUGCUGUUGAAGCAACUUGAGGCCCAGGAAGGCCUCUUUAGUCAGUGGACAUUUCCUGGAGACUGCCUGCAGGGAGACGGGACAGGAGACGCCACCCUGCAGCUAAAAGGCUACAUGGAGCUUCUCCGAAAUAAGUGGCAGGCCGCGGUGGACUGCUCCUCUGCUGUGGAGCGUCAGCAGCUGUGCGAGCGAGUGUUUCACGGAGGAGAAGAGGAGCUGGGCCUGCUGGAGGCGCUCAAGCUGCUGAUGAUGGGCCGAGCGGUGGAGCUGCACGGCUGCAUGAUGGGCGGCGGAGACGUCCCGCUCUUCUGCUGGCUGCUGUUCGCUCGGGACUCAUCCGACUGCCCGCGCUCCUUCCUCUCCAACCACCUCGGCCACGUGGGCCUCAGCGCCGGGCUGGAGCAGGUGGAGAUGUUCCUGCUGGGCUACGCCUUGCAGUGCACCAUCCAAGUUUACAGACUGUACAAGGCCGACACGGACGAGUUUGUCACGUACUACCCGGACGAUCAUAAGGACGACUGGCCGUCCGUGUGCCUCGUCACGGAGGAUGAUCGCCACUACAAUGUGCCGGUUGUAGAAGCUGCAGAAGAGCUCCACAAGCUGCUCGGCUCCAGCUGAUCUCCUGCCAUACAAACAAAACACUCCUCAGGUCAAUCCAGGUGAAUUCAUUUACGCCAAUUGAAGGAAUGUUGGGAAAUUGGCUUUCUUGCUGAGAGUUUGACGAAAAGAUCGAUACCAAUUUAUGUUUGUCUUUUUUAAAUGUGAGGCCACAGCCAGCAGCUGGUUAGCUUAGCACAAAGACUGCAAACGGGGGGGAAACGGCUAGCCUAGCGCUUUGUGGUUAGCCAACCGGCUGCUUGCUGUAGCUUCAUAUUUAGCGUACAGAUAAUUAGAGUGGUAUCGAUCUUCAUGUCUAACAUACGGCAAGAAAGCAAAGAAGUGUUUCCCAAAAUGUUGCUCUAUUCCUUUAAAAAAAGAUAUAUGCUGAUUUAAGACCCUGUACAAGAUGUGGUUUACACACUUCUGUACACACUGUACUGUAUACAGAGUUUUCUAUUUGGGUACAUGUACAUAUAUGUGCAUCAGAUAUUGCAGCAUCAUCUCAGUUAAGUCCAGAUUAGUUAGUGUGUCCUUUUGACUUUCAGGUGGGGGGGAAACCCAAAUCUUCUGUGAAACCUUUGUUUUACAUUCUUCUCAAAACACAAUGGAGCGGCCAACAUGAUUAGAUGGUUGGUGUUUACACUGGAAUUUGGGAACUUUCAUUUGUGUAUUUAUAUAUAUUUUUUUCAUCAUGUGAAAGUGUUUUCAAUUAAUUGAAUUAGUCAGUGAAGGUCUGAUUUAUGAGGUUUAACAAACGCUCGCACCCGAUCGGAGGACGUGGAAGAUUAAUCACAGCCUCUGUGUCAGAGGAUGGUCUGUGUGUAUGUUUGCAAUUUUGUGUGUGUGUGUGUGUGUGUCAAACUAAAUGUGUAACAUGUUGCCUUUAACCAAGCUGUUCUGAGGGCAAAAAUGUGCCAAUCUUGCUGCAAAUACUGGCAACAGUUCCAACCACCAGCCACUGGGUUCAGUAGUUAAACGCUCGCUUGGUCCUCCAUGUUGCCUUAGAAAUAAUGCACAAUAAGAAUGAAUGUUGGUUAUCGGCGAAAAUAGGCUAUUUUCUUGCUCUAACCCGAAGGUGAUCCGUUAACCGUGAAACAUUUAUGGCAUUGGCAGGAAUGUUCUGUCAGAUUUUUGGAUGGAAUUUGGAUAAAAUGAAAGUACAAUUUUUGUAAGUCGUUUUUUUUUUUUUUUGUUUUUCUCCCCUCUUUGAUUUUUAUCGGCUUGUUAUAGCUUUUAUUGUUUGUAUGAGAACUAUUAACAUGAAUGUGAAGUGAAGAAUGCUACAUAGUGACUCACUAAGUCUGUUUGGGGUCUCAUAGACUCUUAUCUGUAAAACAUGGUUAAAUACAAUGGAUUUUCAUAAACUCUAAAUCUGA